Molecule: messenger RNA, 3870 nt
Organism: Paramuricea clavata
Lineage: Eukaryota; Metazoa; Cnidaria; Anthozoa; Malacalcyonacea; Plexauridae
Source: the annotation of a GenBank genome assembly
CUUAACAGAAAUACAUUAUUAUCACGAAACGUUGGAUAGGUUUAUUACACCAGAAACACAGACUAAGUCACUAUAGUCAAUACUGUAAUUUUUACUCGUUAAGUAAGAGGAAAUUAAAGUACAAACCUAGCCAAUUGGUUCUUCUACACGUUGACUCCUGAGAUAUUCCUUUCAACCAAAUAAAUAUUUCCAAAAUCCUUGAGUAAAGAACUAUAGAAAAUCGACUGUCCUCGGAAUACGACUUUGCUCAGGAAACGGGUACUUAGUGCAUGACGUGCUUCGAGAAAACUUCAAAGCAAGGCUCGUCAUGGUUCAUUACUUGCAUCACUGAACCGUGAAUAACAGCCGUAACGCUUCGAUACGCUCAUUUAACUAAACCAAUCACGUCUCCGUAUUCUGGGGCUCUACAAUUGUGUGAAAUUUCAUUAUAAUGCGAACUUAAAACUUGAGAAUUAUUGAGGAAUUAGUAUAUAUUUCAAUAUACCGAAGAAAAAGGCACCAUAAUCUAAUAGGCCACGUAUUUUUUUAUAUUUCAAUUUCAUAUUUGCUCUGAAUUUCAACAGUCUUGCCAAAGUCAAAAUACAACGCGUUAAACUAUAACAAACAAAAUAUCAUGUCGCUUGUUGAUCUAUGCAUACCCCUUUAUUAUACUUAUGCACUUGCUCAACCGUUGAAGCAUACUUUGAACUAAAAAUCAAAUUAGCUUGACAAUAUGUAGUGGAAUUUUUGGAUGAAAAAGAUGAAAAUUAUCUACACGAUAGAAAAUUUUAUCGAAAAUUUGAGGAUAAGAUAUGCAAGCCCAGAAGGAAAAGAAAAUAAAGUGCAAAAUAAUCAUGAAUAAUUAACCAGGUUGCAACGGGUAGUUUUGUGUUCGUUACAAGAGCACCAGUUUUUUGCCGUUUGUUUUCAUAUUAGAGUUCAAAAUCACGGCUAUUUCUAUAAAUAAAUUAUUAGGGACAGAAGUUUGAUCGCUCGCCCGUUCGCUGAAUCUGUUCUUUAUUUGAAAAUUUAGUUUGUUUCGCCUAAAAAGGAGGGACUUCUUUUGGAAGGUAUGGUUUUCAAAAGUUACUAAACGAUAGAAAUACUUUGGAACUUUUAGGAGUAUAUUUGAAAUUUCAGUGAUCAUGCACAUUAUAGUUUUAUGCAUUGGUAUCAGUAUUCAUCCUUUGUUUUCGAUAUAUUAUUGUGUAAACUUUGGUUAAAGUGGUAGUAAUGAGAGUGAAUCCUUAAUCAAUGCUACUUUUGGUGGUUAUAUUUCCAAUGUAACAAUGAUAGGAUAACAAAAUUAAAAUUUCCUAAAAAGUGGUUACUUCUUCUGUAGUCGUCUUAAUCAACCAUGGCAUCUAACAGACUGCUCGUAUGUCUUGGUGUCUUAUUAUUAUCGAGUGCUAUUUUGGGAAAAUCUGUUCAUAAGAAACAUCAUAAAAAAGGUUAGUGCAUGCACUCAUGUUAUAUGAAUACAACACACGAGUGUGCAAUAUGGAGUAUUACGGUAAUUAAUAAUGGUGUCGGUUAUAGUAUCUAUUUUUAUUGCAAAAACUGGACAAGCUAGUUAUGUAAACUGAAGAGGGAUGUAGGGAGAAUGAAAAUUGUUUAUAAACGGCGACUCUAACUACGGUAUUCAUAACUAAAAUAUAUUUACUAACUGCAUUUAUAGAAAGUUCUUUAAAUGAUAUCUAUACAUAUAAAAUACACCCAUCUUACCCUCCUUGUAUGUCAUAUUCCAAAUUUACUAUAAUUUUAUCCUUCCUAAUCGGCGGACCAAAAAUCCGCUCAGUCAAUAAAUUCAAUUAUGCUGUAAUAUAUACGAUCGUUCUUAUCUAUACGACAGGCGCAUGAUAUUGCUAUUAUACAAAUCUUAAAAUUUGAAUUUACUGAAAACAGACUUUUUAAAUAGUAAAAUAUUUAUACAAAGCGAGAGUGCAAACGUAAGCUAAAACUAAGAGGAGUUUAAUUAUUUAAAAAAUGUGUAUACCGAUGUUCAUUAUAGUUCCUCACACAUGACGGUCAGUUCUGCAUGUAACUGGAACAAGUUUAUUAGAAGCACGUAGACUGUAAAUGGGAGAUUUUCGUACUGAAUGAGUUCGGGCAAGGAAGAGGACUGUAGAAGAACGUUUGGGGAUAUCAAAGACUGCCACAUCGCUGCAUGAAAUUGUCGGAUCAGUAUUUUCAGCUCUUGACUGAAUGGAUGUUAUGAUAAUCAUGAAUAACAAGCAUGAAAUACAAGAUUAAUUUACAUUACAACACAUGACUCGUCCCCAUUCCAUCAUUUUGCGUUCUAGUGUUCUCAUUAGAGUUUUCCCAGCGAUCACUGCGCGAAUGUUUCAGAGGAAUUUUGAGGGACAAUACCAGAAAGAGUAUAUACAGAGCAAUACUGCUAAGUAUGGAAAUUUUCCACGAAUAGUCGAAUACUCCAUAGAUUCACGGCAGGACUAUGAAUGUACACACUCCAACUGAACAGAGGCAAGAUGAAUUUUAUGAAGCGUAGCUGUCGAAAGAUUAAACUACCUUUGCCUGUUUUAUCUGUUUACGCUUCACUUAUUGAUUGACUCAUUUCGUCGAGCAGUCAGCGUAACUUCCUAACAUGAUGUAUAGUCAUUGGCUAACAAUAGUUUUGUUUGUAAUAUGCUUGUAUAAGACCAAAGCUAAGGGAAACCUGAAUCGAAUACAAGACUUGAAGCGGUAACCUCGAGAUGCUAGCCUGAAGCUCUGCCAGUUGAGUUGAUGGAACCGAAUGACACACUGAGGUAAAUUCGGACAUUUCGACUAUUUAUUAAGUUCUGUUUUGUAUUUCCAGCAACGAAAGAAUGCAAACCUUCUAAGAAACAGAUGGGAUGUCCAGGACAAUGUCCGUCAUCUUGUGCUCCUGCAUGUCAAUCGUCAUGCUGUGGUGGCGGCGCCGCCGGAGGGUUUGGUGGAGCUGGAGGGUUUGGUGGAGCUGGAGGGUUUGGUGGAGCUGGUGGGGCUGCUGGAUUUUCCAGUACACCUAAUGCUAAUAAUGCAGGACCACAGUAUAAAGGUGGACCAGCACCUAUUGCACCACCACCUAUGCCACAUGGAGUGAUGUUACCACCAGCACCUCAAACACCAUGCCCACCUACACAUAUCUACAAUACACAGCAUGAUGAGACUCACGAAUGGAAACAACCACCAGGAGCAAAACCACCACCACCCCCUGCACCACUACCACCACCACAGAAGAUCAACACCAUCCAACAUGUUAUUCAUCAUCAUCAGAAACCACCACCACCACCAAAGCCGGCGCCACCACCUCCACCACCAAAACAUCAAUAUCAAACAAUGAAUGAUGAGGACCAUGCUUGGGCACCAAUACCACCACCACCACCAGUGCCAGCACCACCCGCUGCACCAAGACCUGUGAACAAGAUUAUUCACACUGUCGUACAUCACCAUGUAGAGCCCUCAGCCCCUGGACCACCACCUCCUUGUAUGCCACCACCAUGUAUGGGACAACAGAACUGCUGUGGAAAAUAAAGGAUUGGUCAAGUAAAGUUAGCAGGCGAUAUUGUACAAGGUUUUACACCUAAUGUAUAUUAUAUUAGAUUAUUAGAAAUGCUAACGUUUCAUUGCCCAAGUUGUAUUAACCUAACUGGACAAUGAAACAUUGUGAGCUAUUAUUAACUAUGUCUGAGUUCUGAUUUCUACCUUAGAAGGUACUUGCCUACCAUCGAGGAAACUAGUCAAUGACUCUAGUUACUAAACUUUGUUAAUAAAUUUUUGUUUAUUGUGUAAUAUAAUAUCAAAUAUAUUUUUCACAUGUAAAAUAUAUAAACCCACGCAAGAAUGUGUUUGCAUUGAAAGUAUUUGGAGCUAUAUUGAGUCAUUUGCUAUUAAUCUAAAGCUGGUUUG